UCUUUCUGAACUAAAAUUCCCUCCUUCCCUCGUUUUUCUGCUCUCACCCAAACCCACUUUCCUCCAGACCCCUCCCCAUCCCCCCUCCUCUUUCUCUCUCUAAAAAUCUCAGAUCCCCACUCUCUCUCUCUAAAUCGCCUCUCCUUUCUCUCCCUCAUCAAAUCUUUACAAUCUUUCCCGAUCCUUCAAUCAUCGAAGACCAGUGAGGGUUUGUUUUCUGAUCUCUUCAAUCCCCAAGAAAUUUCUGAAAUUUCUGGAUCUUUCUUUAUUUUUCAUGUCCAGCGCUAGAACUUCGAACGGUCAGGGGCCGCCGUACGCAGCAGCGUCGCCCGGAGGACGGAGUACACAACCGAUGAAGCGCCAUCUUCCGUUCUCCUCAAUGAAGCCGCCUUUCGUUCCUCACGAGGAUUACCACCGCUUCUCCUCUGCUGAUACUCGCAGAGUCGCUGCCGAUCAUGAAGCUGAAGCUAUAGUGGUCAAAUCACCUCAAUUGAAGCGGAAAAGUGGAACUGUCUACAAUGAAGUUGAGUCUAGUGAGUGGACUGCCAGCCCUGGAUACACCAAUACUGUCAACAGUCCCCUUGGAACACCUGAAUCUGGAAAAGUAGGAAGGACAUAUGGCCGGUCAAAGGUCUCAAAGAGCAAUACUGGGCCUCAGACCCCAAUGUCAAAUGCUGGUUCUCCGUCUACUCUUACUCCUGCUGGCAACUGCCGUUAUGACAGCUCCCUAGGUCUUUUAACAAAAAAGUUCAUCAACCUGAUCAAGCAUGCAGAAGAUGGUAUUCUUGAUCUAAAUAAAGCUGCUGACACAUUGGAGGUGCAGAAGAGGCGGAUAUAUGACAUAACAAAUGUCCUCGAAGGAAUUGGUCUUAUUGAAAAGAAGCUCAAGAAUAGAAUCCGCUGGAAGGGACUAGAUGCUUCAAGACCAGAGGAGGUUGAUGACAAUGCUAGUAUUUUACAGGCGGAAGUAGCAAACCUUUCUAUAGAAGAACAAAGAUUAGAUGACCGCAUAAGAGAAAUGCAGGAAAGAUUAAGAGAUUUGAGUGAAGAUGAAAACAAUCAGAAGUGGCUUUUUGUGACUGAAGAAGACAUCAAGGGCCUACCCUGCUUUCAGAAUGAGACACUGAUUGCAAUUAAAGCUCCACAUGGGACCACUCUUGAAGUUCCAGAUCCUGAUGAGGCUGUUGAUUAUCCACAGAGGAGAUACAGAAUAAUCCUUAGAAGCACAAUGGGUCCAAUUGAUGUUUACCUUGUCAGUCAAUUUGAGGAGAAGUUUGAGGAGAUGAAUGGUGUUGACCCAUCCAUGAGCAUCCCUCUUGCUUCAAGUUCUGGUUCUAAUGAGAAUACAACAGCAGAGGUGGCUCAUGUGGGGAGCAGUGGGGUGGAGAUCGAAGCACAGGCACAAGGUCAUAGAAUGGGCUCUGAUCUUAAUGUUUCACAGGACAAUGCUGGGGGGAUUCGGAAAAUUGUUCCCUCAGAUGUUGAUAAUGAUGCAGAUUACUGGCUUCUAUCAGAUGCAGCAGAUAUUAGCAUCACAGACAUGUGGAAGACUGACUCUGGCAUUGAAUGGACUGCAGUGGAUAUGCUUCCUGAGGAGUUUGGAAUUGCUGAUGUUGGUAAUCCACAGCCACAGACGCCACCAUCUUGUGGUCACAACGAACCAUCUACAGCUGUUACCCUACAUAGAGGUGAUUAGAUUGUCCAAUGAGCUAUAUAUCAAGUUAACUCACAGGUUGCCUGAUGAAUUAGCACUGAGGAAGCUUUUGGAAGAAGCUGAGGCAUCAAAGUCAGAGGUGUUCUAUUACUUGAAUCUGAAAGAAGUUCAUGGUCUACAUGUGCAACACCGUUCAGAGUGCAUUAGGUUCACUGAUAGCAGUACUGGGUGGCAAGAGUACUCAGGUCUGAACAAGCCUGAUACGUAAAACAUCUAUUUGUUUAUCUUUUUGUUGUUUUGUUGGGUUGAGAUGGCUGUUCAGUACUGAGCUUAUUAAAACUACAAUUAAUAUGGUUAUCAUAAAAUUGAGUUUUGAGUCUACUUCA
Messenger RNA from Cornus florida, 2040 nucleotides. RefSeq names its product transcription factor E2FA-like. Gene Ontology annotation, biological process: regulation of transcription by RNA polymerase II. Gene Ontology annotation, cellular component: RNA polymerase II transcription regulator complex. Bases 275 to 1696 code for a protein of 473 amino acids. Gene Ontology annotation, molecular function: DNA-binding transcription factor activity, RNA polymerase II-specific; RNA polymerase II cis-regulatory region sequence-specific DNA binding; protein dimerization activity. The transcript is spliced from 15 exons. Lineage: Eukaryota; Viridiplantae; Streptophyta; Magnoliopsida; Cornales; Cornaceae. The record is from RefSeq and is a predicted model, not a curated record.